Messenger RNA from Kwoniella mangroviensis CBS 8507, 2064 nucleotides. RefSeq lists its product as uncharacterized. Bases 1 to 2064 code for a protein of 687 amino acids. NCBI's taxonomy places the organism in Eukaryota, Fungi, Basidiomycota, Tremellomycetes, Tremellales, Cryptococcaceae. The transcript has 5 exons. The record is from RefSeq and is a predicted model, not a curated record.
AUGGUAUUUCAAUCUCACACCAACUACCUCUCGGCUCAGAUACAGGUGAGAUUGGAGAAUGAAGGUGUCAUUGACAUGCUUGGUGGGCCCAAUACUGGUACCAGUUACUCCUUACCUGGUCAUAUCAUCAUCUCCUUACCCGCUUUACCCGCUCCCAUGGAAGGCAGAUUGAGAGAAGUGAAGGAUCUCAAGAUCGUCAUGGAGGGCAAAUCAGAAUUCUGGGAUGAUCAUGGGCGAUACACACCCAUGAGACUAUACAGUACCACUCUCAUACUCGCUACUCCUUCCAAACCACUCCUUCUACCUUCGCACGAUCCUAACAGAGCUUAUGCCCAAAGGAUACAACUCGCGGUCACCUUUGACAUGAGACUACCGGGAUGGCUACCUCCUUCCCACGAUUCGGAAAUGACUACUAUCUCAUACGGUCUCAUCGCCCAUUCCACCAUAGGAUGGACCGAACCAGCAACCACCUUUUAUGCUUCACCCAGCACCUGCUCCUCUUCUUUUUCUUCCUCCUCCUCCAGUUCAUCAUCCGAUAGUGAUGUCUCAAUGGAAAGCAUCAUUCCGAUUCGUCCAAUGAUCAUGAAACCGAAAUCAUCCAAACCAUUUGAAUCCAUGCUCGGUAAUCAUUCUCUCCUUGCAAAAUCAAUUGAGAAAUCAUCCUCCAAAUGGACUCCUUUCACCGUCCAGAGGCAUCGAAUGCCUUCAGCUGUCGUUCCAUACCCUCAAGGAGCGACAGAAAGACAUUUCACCCUCAGACCCGAAUCUGAUAGUACAAGCCCUGUAGAAUGUGUUGUUACGGUACCUGAUUGGGUAGAUGUCAAUGGUGAAGAGAAGAGCUUGAAAGUCAGUUUGAGAGUGAGAGCCAGGAAGCCCGUGGCUGAACCUAUGGAAGUGCAUACCCCUGAGGCUUCCUCAAACGGAUCUGCUUCUACCCUUAAUUCCUCGUCGUCGACAGCAGACGAAGAGGGAUCUGUAUCGGGAGGCGGAUCAAGAGAAUUGGAAUCUAUUCCCAUGGAGAGAUCAAGUGGCAAAGGAAAGAAAGCUGGAAGCGAUUUAUCGACGUACAUUCUUGAACUGGGUAUGGAGGUGGAAGAGACUGAGAGGUAUUCAUCGACACCUUCCCAGUCAUUCACAUCAUCCUUCCCACUUCCAUCUGAACAACCUACCCGAAACUCGUCGGUGAACCAACUGAUAUCGCCUCGAAUGGGUUAUGCAGAUGGCACAGGAAGUUUCUUAGGGUACGAUGAGCGACCGUUCAAGGGAAUGAGAACUAGACAGUGUCUACUCAGCGAUGAUGGUAAUCAACGGAAUUUCUUUUUCGCCGAUAAAGGUUUGGGACUAGGCGAUAAGUGGAGAAAAGUCAAUGUCAUCUUACCUAUGCCAAGUCUGGAAUCUGGAAAAGGGUUGAGUACGAGACCCCAACCAGAAUUAGAUGGACCUUUUUUAAGGAUCAGACAUGAUUUGAAAAUUAGAGUGGUCUGCAGAUCUCCGGGGAGUAAGGAUGAUACACAAGUAGUCAUUCUUUCCACCCCAAUCAAAUUCGGUACAUGCCCAUCAACGAUGCCAUCAAUCAAAGAUAAACCUACCCCUCUCCCAGCUUAUAUCCAACUAUUCCACGAGAAUGGCGAUUUGAGAGAAUGUGAUUCUCUCCCUGUCUAUACCGGUUCCUCUUCCUCUUCCAACUCGGAUUCCAAUUCAUCCGCGACCGAAGUUCCAGUGCCAGAUACACCUGCACCCAGUUACGCAUCGUUAUACCCUUUGACCACCCGACCGUGCUCUUCCAGAUCACCUUCUCCGUCGAGUUACGACGAUUCCGCUAGUGUCGCUUCUUCCUCUGGUUCCUCAACCUUGGGGAGGAGAGAAAGAAGUUCAUCACCUUCUCCUUCUUCCUCUGAGGAUGAACCGGAAUCGAUGGAUAUUGAUAGUGUGAUAUCUUCGUCAGAUGAGGAUGAUGGAGUCGGAAACAAUAACGGUAGAACGAGAAGUACGAAUGGUGGCGUACAGGUACAGAGUAGGAAAGUCGCUAGAACCAUUCCGAGAGGUAUAAGAACUGCUGCAUGA